AUGUUAUGCAAAGCCCUACUUAGUGGCAUUCCAUCGGCCAAAGAGAUAACUGAGUGUAUAUCGUCCAAAUGUGAUAAAUCAGAAAGAAAUAUUAUGUAUCUAACAUACAAAAUGGGUAAGGAAGGCCGUCUGGAUGAAUUACAAACGUUUUUGGAUGAACGAAUUGAAACAGACUUCAUAAAUUGUGCACAAAUUUUCUGUGAUAAUAUGAAGUCAGUUAAAACCAUUAUUUCAAAAAAUGAGUUUAUUUAUUGA
Molecule: messenger RNA, 255 nt
Organism: Macrosiphum euphorbiae (potato aphid)
Lineage: Eukaryota; Metazoa; Arthropoda; Insecta; Hemiptera; Aphididae
Source: the annotation of a GenBank genome assembly